This is a messenger RNA of Crotalus tigris (Tiger rattlesnake), 5313 nucleotides long. It is a transcript of the gene RIMS3, whose product is annotated as regulating synaptic membrane exocytosis 3. The record is from RefSeq and is a predicted model, not a curated record. Lineage: Eukaryota; Metazoa; Chordata; Lepidosauria; Squamata; Viperidae. Gene Ontology annotation, cellular component: cytoskeleton of presynaptic active zone; presynaptic membrane. Gene Ontology annotation, molecular function: small GTPase binding; transmembrane transporter binding. The coding region runs from base 331 to 1374 and encodes 347 amino acids. The transcript has 7 exons. Gene Ontology annotation, biological process: calcium ion-regulated exocytosis of neurotransmitter; positive regulation of synaptic transmission; regulation of synaptic plasticity.
CAGGCUCCCCUUGACUCAGCCCUGCAUUCACACAGCAGCGGAAGAACGCGGCGCGUGUCAGUCUCGCCAACGGGGCUCCGUCCAGCCGUCCAGCGAGGGAAAGCAGCCCCAGGUGCGCGUGGGGACCCGGGGCUGGAGCUGCAGCCCGCCUCCGCCGCGCGUCCCCCACCCUCCCGGCGUGGCCCAGCCCUUCUCCAGCCCGGCUUGGCUGGCCGCCGCCCCGGCUGCGGGAGAGGCCAGGGCCGGUCCCCACCCCGCGCGCUUAAAGCGGCCCAGCCGGGCGCCUGGCGGCAUCUUUCUCCGCGGCUGGCCAGGGCGCCGGGUGGGCGGAUGCAGGAGGCCGCGGGGAGCAGCUCGGCGCCGCUGCCGGCGGCGGCGGCAGGAGCCCAGCGGCGGGAGCUUCACCCAGCUGGUCCGCAGCCCGUGAGGUCCCUCCAGGUGGCCAUGCUGAAUGGGGAGACAAGCAACUCUGCCGCCAGGAAUGUGGUCCGCAGCUCCAGCAUCAGUGGAGAAAUGUACAAUAUCGAGAAGAGUAAUGGUGGCCAUUCCGAUUCAGCAAGUCUCUCCUCCACUAAGAAGCGGCGAUCCAGCCUGGGGGCCAAGAUGGUAGCUAUUGUGGGGCUGUCACAGUGGAGCAGGAGUACUAUGCAGCUCAAUCAUCCUGAUGGUGGCUUAAAGAAACUUCGAAGUAACAUUCGUCGCAGCACUGAGACUGGGAUUGCUGUGGAGAUGAGAAACAGGGUCACCCGUCAAGGCAGUCGGGAGUCAACCGAUGGAAGUACUAACAGCAACAGCUCCGAUGGCACAUUUAUUUUCCCCACAACCAAGCUGGGAGUUGAAAGCCAGUUCAGUGACUUCCUAGAUGGUCUUGGACCAGCCCAAAUUGUAGGGCGACAAACACUCGCUACUCCACCAAUGGGUGAUGUCCAUGUUGGGAUGAUUGACCGGAAUGGACAGCUAGAGGUAGAAGUGAUAGAAGCCCGAGGCCUCAUACCCAAACUAGGAUCCAAGUCUUUUCCUGCCACCUACGUUAAAGUGUAUCUGCUGGAAAAUGGGGCUUGCCUGGCCAAGAAGAAAACCAAGACGGUCAAGAAGAACUAUGACCCGUUGUACCAGCAGGCGCUUCUGUUUGACGAAGGCCCUCAGGGUAAAAUGCUACAGGUGAUUGUCUGGGGAGACUAUGGCCGCAUGGACCACAAGUGCUUCAUGGGGAUGGCUCAGAUUGUCCUAGAUGAGCUGGACCUGUCCAGUGUAGUGACAGGUUGGUAUAAGCUCUUUCCCACUUCCUCGUUGGCAGACUCCACCAUCGGACCCCUUACUCGUCGCCUUUCUCAGUCUUCACUAGAGAGUUCAAUAAGCCCUUCUUGUCCUUAAAGAAGACAACACAACAACAACAACAGAGAAUGCCUUGUUCUACCACGGCUUCUGGAAGUAUGGUUUGUAAAUAUUCCAUGUCUUUUCCUCCCAUCACCCUUUCUCCUCCUCCGCCUCUUCUUUCAAGGAAAUUGUUCCAGUGACUUUAGACGUGUCUGAUCCUCCCUCUCUGGGGUGGACAACGUAGGAGAAAUCCAAAAGGGUGAUGGGGGAGGAAUUGAAAGGGAAAGAAAAGAAACACGUAUUAAGGAGAGGAAGAAAAAAACACCCCGAUUAACAAAUUGCCAGUUUCAAGACUGUUCCAUCACCCCAAAGAAAAUGGCCUGUGAAAAAGAGUAAAUCGUUUCUCAUGCUGGAAACAUCUUAGGCAGGAUCUCAACCGUUAAACCCACUUCAAAAUAGCAUGUUAGGUUUUCUUUCUCCUCUCAGCCCUGUUUUCUUUUGGCAUCUCUGGAGGAUAAGCUUUGAUUUCUCCUAGUGUUUCUUUAGACGAAACAAAAAAGGGGAAAAAAAUGGAAUGCGGCACUUAACGUCUUUUUUUUUUAAAGGAAUGUAGCAUUUUCAGACAUUAUGUAGCUUGCCACGUGCUUAUGGAUUCCUCUGCAAUAUUUGUACAGUACGGUCACCUUCCCACCUGGCAGGAGCUGUCAGCAUUUCACUUCCUGCUUAAAUCCUGGGUUUGGAAUCCUGGAGAAAGCAAUUUCGUUUGCAUUGUGCGUACCUGGAGAAGGAUAGGAGGAUCUGCCAAAGGUGCGGAAGAAGAGAGAUCUCCAAAGGGUGCAUCUGACUGUUAAGUUCAAAGAAUACUAAGACUCAUGAUUUUGCUUUGUCAUGCUUAGAGAAAUUUAAUUGUGUCUCCUCCUUUAGAGACUCCUGUUUUAGAUGCUGGAUCUUUGAUGCUAUUUUAGCAAGGCAUAUGCAAAGAACACUCUUAUUGAAAUGGGCCCUUUGUUCAGUUUGUCCUCAUUGUGUCUGGAACAAUUUGCAGCCUGAAAGGCAAGAUACCAAACCAACCAAUUUUCAAACAGAAGGUAAAAUAUAACGAGAAGAAAUUUACUGGGCAAACAUGGAAGCUCUUCAAAGUUUCAUAGGAGAGCCUAUGAAUUUAUCAGAAGGAUGAGUAUGGAGUCUCUCCAUUUAUUAACUGUUUCAGUUUAAUCCAAUCUGGCUGCUAUCCAAAACCAACUAAUUUGUUUAAAAAAAAAUGGAACAUUUGAUGGAAUUUGCUUCUGUGUAAACCCGCAUGGGCUGGAUUGUUAGUUGUACGAAUAUGUGUUUUAUGUAGCAAUCUGGUCUCUCAGUGACGGCCAGUUCCCGUAGCAAAAUUGAGAAUUACAGAAGCUUUUCAUGAAGGUGCCUACUAAAAUUUGUUGCAAAUACUCAGGGGAGAUACUACUGAAAAUCACAAUUUCUUUAUUGUUCCUGUUACUAUUAUUUUUUAAAAAAUUUCCCAUAGACUAUAGGAGCAGUAAAAGCUGGCGGAUUGAGUGUUGACAUGACAGCAGCCUGAAAGCUACUGGUUAGUUUCUGGAUACUAGACAGCCUUGGAAAUAGCUCUUAAAUUGGAAUGCUCAUUUUAGCUAUCCACACUUGAUUUUAAUGGAGGGCCAAGAAACUGUUUUACUUCUUAGGUGUUUUAUAAUAUAAGUAAAGUAAACAUGGAUUCUUCUGUAACUUCAGUUAGGAUGAAACACAAGGGAAGUUCUCAAGAAGAAAAUUAAGGGGAAACAAAACCGAUAGCACUUAAUUUCUCCCUUACAAGGACAAGUUUCCAGCGGAUGUUUUGAUGGGAUCCCAUCACACCCUUCAAAAAAGCACGUGUAAAUAUAUUAGUAACGUAUUUCAGUAACAUUAACCUGCACCAAUUUUUGAAUAUGGAAUUUCUGGAGCCACCAAUUUGGCCCCACAAUUUCACCAGACCAAACCAUCUACAGCACAGGUGUCAAAUUCGAUGGCGUCACGUGAUGUAUUGUGACGUUUUUGCCUUUGUGGAGCUGGGGUAGAUGUGGCCUGCGCAUGAUGCAUCUGGCCCGCGGGCCACUAGUUUGACACUGACCUGAUCUACAGAUUCCAAAGCAGGGAGUUGAUGAAAUUUUCUUGGCUUUGUUCUCCUUGAAUGCCCUGUCGUUCUGUUGCUUCCUACAUGUAUGGACUGUUGUGACAUUUUCCAGAAUAAGCAAUAUAUUGGUUUUGAGUCUACACUGGAGACACUCUGUCUUGUUCAUUUUAGAAAGCCUUUUUUGACAAAAAGACAAAAAUGUGUCAUCUGGCAUUCACCUCUAGACCAACAAAAUGUUGCCUGGUUUUACUGCAUCCUGAAUCGAAGUUGGAAUAAAUGCAAUUUACAAAGGAUGUUUUAAAAAACUGCAGAGCAGGACUAACUCAAAGUUUGCCUCUAAGGACAAAAUGUGGCCAAUCGCUCGGUUGUCUGUUUUGCAGAAAACCGAGAUCUGCUUCCAAGUAGAAAAAUAUGGAUCACGAAAGCCUUGUGAUAGUUAGUCUUGUGGAGUCAGCACAAUUUGCCCCCUAAAACACGAUUUUGAGUGAAUCGCCGAACUGUGCCUCAAAUUAUGACUCUGAGAUUUGAGGAGCCACGGUGACAGUUCUUCUAAAGGAUAUCACUUAGCACAACAAUUAUGUAAAAUAUAAGCAAGGAAGGCAGUAAAGAUUUUGCGCAACCGGGGACGGGCUUCUCCUGAAGGGGCUCUUUUGAAAAAAAUGGCAGAAAAUGAAUCAAUGAAGUGCCUGCAGAAAGUACAACCGUCAGUAGAAGCUGGUCCAGAUCCAAGAGGUUCUGCCGCAGAAAGAGCAGCUACUCUCACGAAUCCUCUCUUCUGAUUCCUAAACCGAGAAGAGUCCUUCAAAGACCAAUUGCAUUCUUGAGACUGAAGCUUUGCUUAUCCAGGGAUCCUUGCACAUUUUCCUACAUGGUUGGCGACUUUUGCCAAUAUAGAUACCCUCUUCUCUAAGGCAUAGAAGCAUUGUUUGAACCAAUCCCCAGUGCUCCAGAUAGCUGCGCUACAGCCCCCAAGCUUGCCAUGAACCCAGAUUCUGGGGGUCUCUGAACUUUCCUACCUCGACCUUACACCACUCUGGAUAUCUGCUUGUAUCAUCUCUUUGGCUUGAUCACCUGAACUUGUUUUUGUUUUUUUUCCAGUGUGUUGAUUGCUGACCCUCAAAAUGGUCUGUGCUUGUAAGAUCUUGAAUUGUGUUUCAUCUUAGCUAAGCAGCUCCUUGACAUAUAUUUUAUUGCCAGAUUCAAGCCAUGGUCUACACUGAGCAGUGCCCCGGCUUGCUUAGCAAGUAACACUAGUUAUAGGAAUACAAUGGCGUCUUUUGGUGGCGGAUAGGCAAAGGACGCCUUAUUUAUCCAUGGAUGAGACACUACCACAUCUGGAGACAUCUCACCUAGUUUAGCAAUGGCACCGUCAGUCUGAAAGAAUGGAACAAGGUAGCAGAUAAAUAGAAAUCAAAUUAAUUCUGUUCCCAGGUAGUGAAAUUAAGGUACUAGGGAUUUCUAAACAGCUUCCAGUAUUUUUAUAACAGUUCAGACAAGAGUGAUAUGAUGUGAUCCUAAGGAUAGCAUGCAUGAUAUUGCAGUCAGGCAGAUAUGGAAACCAAAGUUGGAACCGCUAAGACAUUUCACAUGUUUUUCUAAAUUCAGCAGUGAAGGAAAGAGGUACAAAAAGGUAUGUCCCAACGUAAGAACUACAAAUCUAGAUACAAUAUGUAAUUAGUCCAUUUCCACCUCAAUAGAAAGUUUUGGGUUUGUUGGGCAGCCCGUAAUCAUUUUGAUAGAAGUCUUUACUUUGUUUUAAACAAAGUAUUCUCACAGUCAGAAGCUUAUGUUAAGAGAGAUGAUGAGGUUUCAGAUAGAGUUUUAUGUCUAAAAACUGCUCCCAAAUACUAAAAUGCAUUUCAUGGGAAUAAAAAAAAAAA